AAUUCAUGCGCAAAACCCCUUGUAUGAUUAUAUGAACAAGUUUAAUUUAAAAAAAAAAUGAAACAUGAAUAGUUUUUUAUUCCCGUAUAAUUUUGGAUUUUGACAACGUUACUUAUACCAUUAUAGAGGCCUAAUACCUUAAAUUUAUAUUUCAUAAGAAAGUGUUUUGUGCAUUAAACCCGUCUUUUUACCAUUUCUUUCACUCGAGUCCGGUUACUCCGGUAUGAACAAUUAUGUGUGAAAUUCCACUUUUUGGAUUUGUCUAAUCGCAUUCCCCUAUGCAAUGAUACACCCACCAUAAACUCGAUCAAAUUAUCUUCCUCAGCGACUAGCUACAUUUGUCAUCUUGACUACCCAACAAUAUAACAGCUUGAUAUACAUAAUACGGCCGGAGUAAUUUCUUAAAAGAUCGACGAUGCUAAGCUGCCGCCAUGGAAGCAUUUACGGCGGCCCAGGCAACGCCGUCGUUUCCCCCGCUGUGGAUUGCACCCUUUCUUUGGCAACGCCUUCUUCAACUCCUCCACGCCGCCGCAGCAUGCCGCAUUUUGUAUGGGACGUAUUUUCGCCGCCGUCUCAGCCGCUGAACCGCCGUCCGACCAUCAAUUUCGUCCACAAACUCCCCGACAGUAAUGUUGUUCCUCGUCGCUGUACUAAAUGCCGCACCACUUCUACCCCGCUUUGGCGAAACGGUCCUCGCGGCCCUAAGUCAUUAUGUAACGCGUGCGGAAUACGAUACAGAAAAGAGGAAAGAAGGGUGUACGACGCCGCUACUACAGUAAAGGGCAGUGGCAGUGUGGUAGCAGCAUCGGAGACAAUGAUGAACACGUCUGAUCAUCAUCAUCAUCAUCACGAGCAAGCACAGAAAAAGGGUUGCUUUUCUACUACUGGAUCGCACGACCGGCGGAAGGAUUUGAGGUUAAUGGAUGUGAGCAGAGACCACCAUCGCGAUUCUGAUGUUGUCUCUUGCAGCUGGCGUCAUCUCAGCAACGUCGGCAACGUCCCCGGCAGGCCCGCCGUUGUUUACGAAGGAAUAAUGAAUACACACAUUAUAAGGAGCUAAAUAUAGUAUAAUUGAACUGCUAGGUAGCUAGGUCAAAUAUGCUGUGAUCCGUUAGCUCAUUAAAAUCGACAUUGUUACGUCUUAAUUUGAUCAGACCACCGAUACUUUUAGUCUUGGUUCGUCCUUAAUUAGCUUGAUGGUAUGGAGGAAGGAAAUUAGUUAUGUGAGUUGAUUAAUUCGCAACCCUAACCCCCAUGCAGCCGUCGCCGAUGCCACAACUAUAAUUGUGGAUGGCCAUGAAGCUUUGGGGCUUAUAGACAAAGUCAGAUUCAUGUACUUGAAGUGCGCAAAUGAUCAUUCUUUCGUCAUCAUCAAAUCAAAGCAUUGUUCAACGUAUCAAAUAUAAAAACUAGGUAGAUUCUAUGGUACCCAUUGUUAGGAAAC
Molecule: messenger RNA, 1444 nt
Organism: Cuscuta europaea
Lineage: Eukaryota; Viridiplantae; Streptophyta; Magnoliopsida; Solanales; Convolvulaceae
Source: the annotation of a GenBank genome assembly